Amphiprion ocellaris (clown anemonefish) is the source of this 8674-nucleotide messenger RNA. It is a transcript of the gene znf536, whose product is annotated as zinc finger protein 536. The record is from RefSeq and is a predicted model, not a curated record. The transcript has 8 exons. NCBI's taxonomy places the organism in Eukaryota, Metazoa, Chordata, Actinopteri, Pomacentridae. Gene Ontology annotation, molecular function: DNA-binding transcription factor activity, RNA polymerase II-specific; RNA polymerase II cis-regulatory region sequence-specific DNA binding. Gene Ontology annotation, cellular component: nucleus. Bases 893 to 5407 code for a protein of 1504 amino acids. Gene Ontology annotation, biological process: regulation of DNA-templated transcription.
AAAUAAAAGAGUGUUUAUGGGCAGUUCAAGGUCAGAAACAAACUAAGGUGCUUGUGAAUCUGCUUUUUCUUUCUUGCCACGAUACCUGAGGAAAUGUAACGGCGGGGAGAUUAUUUCUUUAAACGGGGUUCUGAUCACCGCUGGGCUCAUCAGCUGCCUUUUAUCCCCCGUUAACGGCGAAUACCGCAAGACCAGUCGGCUCUGCUUUCUACAAUGGAGUGCCUUUUUAACGGUACAAUGCGUUUCACCUACCAGAUAGAGGGAGUCCAAGCUGAAAGAUGAAGGGGAUACGCUGAUGCCUGGCCAUCGGCAUCAAUUCAAACGUUUACUGUUCGCAGGCAGGGGGACAGAAAGAGAGAGACAAGUAAUAAAGCCGCAUUUUUCAUUUCAAACUCAUGAUGCGCGGCAGGGAGCAGUUGUAGAGAGAGGGUCGAGGAGUGGACAAUCUUUAACAGGUCCUAAGCGCACUUUUCAACACCCCCGUCCUCCGACAAGAAUAUGAUCCGGUCAAAUCAUAUGGACAUGCCUCAUUAUUCAAUGAACACUGUUUCUCACAACGCAUCGUUUACGCGCAGGAGUUAGCCGGCGCUUCGCCAAAUUUAAAAGGCUCUUGUCGUCCCACCUUCUGUGAAGCUGUCGGCGCUCCUUCUCACAUCCGGCGUUCGUUGGAGAGGUGGCAGUCACGCAGGGAUCCCUGAUCAGUGCCGACCAGAAGCGGAGCUGAAGCUGGCUUAACGGGGCUAAGCACACUGUCACGCUGUCUAAGAAGCCACCCCCACCCACCGUCUGAGGUGGCCAUUCCAGUAAGCGGUAGUCAGUGAGGAGCAGCAGUGAGAGGUCUCUUGAUCUUACCAGACAGGUUGCGCACCAGUAUGCAGUUGGUGUAUUAAGGAUGGAGGACUCUAGUUUGUGUCUCGGUGUGUCGUCAGUGGUACCUGACGCCGAUGCCCAUCUGAGCAGCGCAGUGUUAAAUGGCCGUUAUCCGAUCAGUCAAAAGCUUCAUCAGCUCACUGCCCAGCUAGGACACGCCUUUCCGGAUCUUCAUCGCCCACAACAGAUUCCUGAAGAAAAAGCAGCAACACCUUUGGAUGAGAAGACACAUCACGCAGCCCUGGCCAGUCAGCCUAUCAGCAGUCAGAUGGCCCUGCUAGCCAAUCAGCUCAAUCGAGACAUCGAUGCAGGGGCACUAAGUGGGUUGAACGGGCGAGUUGACCUGCAGCAGUUUCUUAAUGGGCAGAACUUGGGCAUCAUGUCCCAGAUGAAUGAUAUCGAAGAUGAUGCACGCAAGAAUAGGAAAUAUCCCUGUCCAUUGUGUGGUAAGCGCUUCCGUUUUAACAGCAUCCUGUCACUGCACAUGCGUACACACACAGGAGAGAAGCCAUUCAAGUGUCCCUACUGUGACCACAGAGCAGCUCAAAAGGGCAACUUGAAGAUCCAUCUCCGCACCCACAAACUGGGAAAUCUUGGUAAGGGCCGUGGUCGCGUCCGAGAGGAGAACAGGCUGCUGCAUGAACUUGAGGAGAGGGCCAUCCUGAGGGAUAAACAAAUGAGAGGAAGUGGUAGCCUCCUCCAGACAGCUCAAACACCCCAUCUGGGCCUCAAUAGCAGCUCAAACACCCAUCAACAGCAACUGGGUUCAGCUUGUGGCCCCCCUCCACCUUCUGGUCUUGCCACUCCAGACCCAAUUUCCCAACCUUCUUCUUCACCCAAGCCAACUGGCACCCAAGAUGAACAGUCCCUUAACCCGACUACAGGCUUCCGUUGUACCUUCUGCAAAGGGAAGUUCAAGAAGCGUGAGGAGCUGGACCGCCACAUCCGCAUACUCCACAAGCCCUACAAAUGCACUCUAUGUGAGUUUGCUGCUUCUCAUGAAGAGGAACUGAUAAGUCAUGUGGAGAAGGCCCACAUCACAGCCGAGAGCACACAGGGCCAGGGUGGUGGUGGAUCUGGUGGCACGCAGGUGGCCACUGAAUUUCGUUGUGAUGUGUGUGGCCAGGUAUUCAGCCAAGCUUGGUUCCUCAAGGGCCACAUGCGAAAACACAAGGACUCCUUUGAACACUGCUGCCAAAUUUGCGGCCGACGCUUCAAGGAACCCUGGUUUCUCAAGAAUCAUAUGAAGGUGCAUCUGAACAAGCUGGCCAUCAAGAGCAAGCCACCCCAGCCCAGUGAGCAGGACAUGGCUGCUGUCAAUAGCAUGAGCAAUCUGGCUCAGGAAGCUCAUGCCAACCUUUACUCCCGCUACAUCUCCUGUCUUCAGGGAGGCUUCCUUUCACCAGACAAACAGGGCAUGAGUGAGCAGCACCAGAUGUUGGCUAAAGCAGGGAUAGCCAUGAAGGAAAAGGAGAUGUUAGGGAAGCUGCUAGGACCAAUGGCAGGAGGUAUGGGCCAUGGGCUGGGUGAAAACGAGAAGCGCUCAAUCCUUGGUUGUCUCAGCCUUGUACCCCCACUCAAGUCGAGCUGUAUGGAGCGUCUCCAGGCAGCUGCAAAAGUGGCAGAGAUGGACUCCCUCAAUAGCUACCAAGCCUGGCAGAUAAUGGCUCGUGGCAUGGCUAUGGACAGGGCUUUCAUGCCGAAGGAUCAGCAGCAGCACCAGCAUCAUAUACCCCCAGGGCAAGAAGAUGAGAUUGGUGGUGCAGGAGCUUUGGCAUCCUUCUCAAAGGAUAAACAAGACUACUCCUUGAUUGCUUCCAGUGAUUGCUCCAAGCAGAAGCAGCUCUCUGAGGCCUUGCAGGGAUCGAAGCCCUCUAGUGGAGCCAUGAUGUCCAUGAAAGAGGAUGGAAGAGGCUUUGAUAGUAAUCGUGACCUAAUGUCUCACCAUGGUAGUACCGAGGCUCCUGGAGCCUUGGCUGGCUUGGGAAUCCCAAAUAUUGAUUACAGCCUUUCAAGUCUGUCCAGCCUGAAGGACAAGCCCUCAGAGUGCCCUGACUGUGGCCGGGUCUUCAGAACCUACCAUCAAAUGGUAGUCCACUCUCGAAUCCAUGGUAAAGACAGGAGAGGCAUUGAGGAAGCACUUCAGCAAGGUCUGGAUGAACGCCGUGGAUCAGCCAGUGACCCUGAGUCCCAGUCCAUCAGCCGCUCCACCACUCCUGGUUCAUCCAAUGUGACAGAAGAGAGCGGAGCUGGAGGAGGACAGUCCCAGACAGGAAGCAUCCAGGAUGACAGCCCACAUCCCUCCUCACCUUCCUCGGAUGUUGGGGAGGACUUGGGGAAGGCAGCGGGGAGCAUUCAGCCGCCUCUGUCCCAGCAUCGUGAGCGGUGUCUAGGCACAUCCUCCAAGGAUUGCCCGUACUGUGGCAAGUCCUUCCGCACCUCCCAUCAUCUCAAAGUCCAUCUGCGAAUACACACAGGAGAGAAACCCUACCGGUGCCCUCAUUGUGAUUAUGCUGGCACCCAGUCUGCGAGUCUGAAAUACCACCUGGAGCGCCACCAUCGCGAACGUCAAAAUGGCUCCACUACAUCAGGCCCAUCCUCUGGCCACACCACUUCUUCUGAUCACAAAGAAGAUCAUGGGAAGACGAGUGGUGGCAUCUUUGCCAGACCAGAUGUCCUCCGUAAUGUUUUCAAGGGCAUGCCUCCUAACCUCGACUUCAGGGCAGGUCCAUUGCUGCCACAUCAGUGGGCGUCAGCUGGUAUGAUGUCAUCACAUGACCGAGAUCGAGAGCGUGAUCGCGGGGACCGCCGCUUUGACUCUUCCUCUUCAGCUGAUAACAUGAAGACUGCUGAUGGCCCAUCCUCCAUGGUCCCAACAGCAACUGAUAGUGCCGCCAGCUUCUCCGACCUAAGCAGGGCUUACCAAAGCAUGAUGGGAAAUGGAGUUCACUUUCAAGGUUCCCUCCAGGCUUUCAUGGACAGCUUUGUCCUCAGCUCCUUGAAGAAAGAUGUAAAGGACAGCCAGAGCUCAGGCCAACUCCAGGCUCAGCGCUAUCAUGAUAAUGGCGAGCCCAAAGCCAAGCGCGCAAUCUCCGGUGGCCAAGACAGAGAAGACAAGACUGAGGUCAAACCGAACUCUGGGUCUGGCAAGCCUGGAUCCCAGUAUGAACCACUUGAUCUGUCUGUAUCAGUUCGGCCUGAGUCUGCAUCUGGAUCUCUCCCUGGCUCUUCAGUCACCAUUCAUGAUAAUGUGGCAUGGCAUGGUUGCCUCUUCUGCUCCUUCUCUACUUCCUCAUUGGAGCUCAUGGCUCUGCAUCUCCAGGCCAAUCAUUUGGGUAAGGCCCAGCUGCAGCGGUCUGAUACGGGCAAGGAGCUUCAAAGAGAGGGUUCUCCCACCACCUCUACUAUUCACUCCUCCAACACCAAGACCUCAGGUGUGGCCCUUGAUAGAGAUGGGGACCGAGAUGGAGAUAAAAGCCAGGGAGGCUGGAACAACCACAUGGACCAGCCAUAUAAUCCCUUCCAGAGUGACUUCUACAGGAGGUUUGGUGGCUUGUAUGAUGGAUCCCCUAGGGUGAAUCAGGGAAUUCAAGGGUAUAUAGCCCAAGCAGAGCAGGUCCUGGACCUACCUAGCCAGGCCUUCACAGGAGCAUCUUCAGCGGGAGAUGACCAUAUUGGUUCGAGGGGAUCCUGUGGAGAUGCUGAAGACGAUCACGUUGGGUCAGAUGAUGAGGCUAUAAAGGCUGGGGUGCACAGUGCCAAUGAGACCCCCUCAACCACUCCCAAGAGACAACAACAACAGAAUAAUUCUGAUGAAGAGGAAGAUGAGGGAGGAGUGGCAGAAGAAGAGGAGGAAAGACAUGAGGAUGAGCAAAUGGACAUGGAGAGAGAGGAAGGAGGAAGUCCAGCUUCAGACCAUCUCCAGAGUCACCCCAAACAGCUCCAAGACGACUCCUGCCUGCCCCCAAGGAGUGGAGCUGGCUUGGCGGCCUCUUCCUCCACCAUGGCACCACUUUCUCUGGUUCCCCAACCACAGAACCAAACUUUGGAGAAGCAGUGGCAGCAGGGCCUGGGCAUCCUGUCUCCCGGAGGUCCUCCAGGACUGUUGAAGGCUGAGCAGCAGACCCACCCAGAGCAGCAAAUGAACAUGCUGUCUGUCCUCAGAGCCUACAGCAAUGACAACCUCCCUGCGUUCAACGGCCUGGGCGGUGGAGCAGGAGGCGCACCCCUCGGGGGCAUGAAGAGAUCAGAUGCACCUGGUCAGAGACCAUUCAAGUGCAGUUACUGCCCCUACAGUGCCUCACAGAAGGGCAACCUGAAGACUCACGUGUUGUGCGUGCACCGCAUGCCUUUUGACAACAGCCAGUACCCGGAUCGACGAUUCAAACGCUCCCAACCUGAGUCUGACAGCUCGGAGAAGAAGUCUGAUGAUGCCACUGGUGGUGUUACAUUUAAUAAACCAGUGACAAGAUCAGACGGAGGUCGUGGAAAUAACGUGCCAUUUUCCAUGGAGGCCACCUCUCGUAAGAAGGAGUGAAGUCACCAGGAGCACUGUGGAUAAACUACACUUUUUAUGUUAUCAACACAAACUAAACAUUCUCCAUGUGUGUUAUUAGAAGUCUGUGAACAUUUACUUAGAAAAUAUUAUUAAUCUACGUAUUUGUGAUGCGACGAAUCAGCUGUACGUGAGCACAGUGGCGCAUGCUUAAGAGUGUACAGGGAAGAGAGUUAAAAACUCACAGAUGGAGGCAAGAGGCAAGUCAGAUGAAGUAAUCUAAAAUCAUUAGAGAGAUUUUUCUCUAAAAAUAAUGCUUUUAUAAGAAAAAUGAUCCAUGUAAAUGAUUUGGUGGAACAGUUACUGUAUCGAAGGUGGAGGAGGAAGAGAAGUGCUUUUGAAUGCACACCCAGACCAGAACAUAACACCAGUGGCUGCCAUUUUCCCAGUGCGAGUGAUGAGCACUGUAUGUGUGUGUUGCAGGGUCAGUGGGGAUAGAGAGGAAAGCGGUGGGGGAGGCAUUGGUGCCAGCCUGACUGGAGCUGUCAUUGCAGAGGAAAUCAAUUCAACAACACACAAACACACACUCACUGUCUUACAGCGGUAACCUGACUCUGGAUGGUACAGCGAGGGGUCAAGUUGAGUCCCAUCAGCUGGCCGGAGCCCCUCAUGACACCCGCUUUUCUCCUGCUUCCUUCUCUUCAGUCUUUCUCUCCAAUAGAUGCCCAGUUUGGUAAGAUGGCCUUGAAAAUAGAAGACAAAUCAAUCAGCAAUGUAUUUAAAGCAUCCAUUAGCGAACGUUAAGUCUUGUUCUGCUGUGAUUUGGCAAUGCAACAUCUGGAGGUCAGCUUACAGGCUACACAUCAGAGACAGAUGAAGGGAGUCUAAGCUGAUUUCUUUUAGAAUUUUGGACUUUAUGAUGAAAGAUGACAGUUUGGUACUUUGGUAAGGACCCUGGCCUGUGCUGUGGGGAGGUUGGUACACGUGCCUCACAAGGAAGGAUAACCAACUGGUUCUGUACAUAGAAAACCAUGGCAUUCUACUUGUUUGACAGAGAAAGUCUGACAGAAACAAAGGCAUCAACUCAGACAAAUAGCAGGACUGAUGUCCUCCUCUUUUAAGCUCUUUUAAAGAUGAAAUAUUAGAUAAUCAUUCAUUGUACCCUGCCUUAUCUGUCUAAUUAUCACACUUUUUCUGUUAGAAAAAAACAUGAUGGCAUCCUUGUUCACUGUAUAAAUAGUGGUUUUUUUGUGUCUUGUUUUUUAAAAAAAUUUUAGGGGGUAAUCCUCAAGGGGAAGAAGCAACGUUAGACAUUGAGAACAGAAUGUUUUGAUCUUGUACAGUCAAAAAGAAAAAGUAUCAACUUUGUACUUUUUAGUGCCGGCAGCUGUUGCUCACUACUGGGCGAGGAGAAUUAGUGAAGUAUGUUGCUUUGUGUUGUGUUGGUGGUUGGUGCUUGAAGGCUGGGGGUUGUUAAUGUUUUUCUGAUAAAGAGAAAUGAUCCGGACUUUCAGAAAGUCAAUAUCUUUCCGCACAAACACACAUUCAGUGGUGUGAAGGGCUAAACCCAAGGGUUUUAGUGCCACAGCUCUGCCUAAAGGCACACAUACACACACACACACACACACACACACACACACACACACACACAAUCACUCACACACACACACACACACACACACACACACAUACACACACACACACACCUACACACACACAAACACACACACAGAUGCACAUUUGGUGUUUCAAUCACUUCAGAGGAUAUGACAUGGACUUCAUAGAUUCAUUUUCUGGACACAUCAAAAUCUUAAACACAACUACUACUUGCCUUACCCUUAUCCUGACUUUAAUCUAAAACUUAACCUCAACGUUAGCCUUAACCUGAAUCUAAACCUAUAUCCAACCUUCCCCUAACCCUUAACCAAGUCUCCAACUUAAAAUUGAAUGAUUUAUUUGAUGAGGAUUUGCAUUUUGUGCCCAGAAGGGACACAGGUCCCCACAAAGUGACUGUCUGAACAAGGUUAUGUCCCCACAGCAUGAGUAAUACAAAUACACACAUACACAACAACACACAGACAACAGCAUCAAAAACAGUGAUACAGUUCCCCACGGAAAGAUGAAGAUAACAGCAGAGAGAAAGAAGUAAAGUCGAAGAGAAGAGGAAAAAAAUGAAAGAGAAAGAACAAGGAUAGAAUAGAGUCAAUUUUAUAUUAUGGUAUGCCGAUGUAAUAGUGGUUUAAAUUGUGGCAAGAAUACUUUAGCUUUUUGGCCCUAUAGUAUUUGCAGUUCAUAAAAUAUUGUUUUAUAUACAGUUCUUUUAUGCUUAUUCUGUCUUGUUUGGUAUCCUAAAGGACAGUAGUUGUCACUGCUUUAUAACUGACAGUCUGGAGUCUUUCCCCACUGACCUUCACCCUAUGACAUAAAAGAUAUGUAGUACAAGCUUUAGGUUUUCAAAACACUACUUGUUCUCGAUGGUUGUAGCUUGCUUUUCAGGAUGUUUGUACAGAUGAGAGUGUGUGCUAAAUAGUGACAUAUAUUACCAAAAAGUCAACAGGGGGAGAAAGUUUUCAGAAAAAGUACACAUUCCACUUUUUGGCACCAGUACUCUAGCUUUCUGAGCUUACUAAAGCAUGUGAAUCAGUACAUUUUCAUCAUUAUGUUCAGAUGAGGCAAUAUGUCUUUAAUUCUGAAAUAAUUUUUUUUCUUUUUCCUUUUUUGUUUCAACACUGGAAAACAAUUUUUUUCAUCAUUCUUCUGUGACUUUUUGUCAUGCCUAAGAAUGAUACACCAUUUUCCCACUGCUGUAAUCCUAAAAUAAUCCAUUCCAUUGUCCCCAUGCUGUUUGAUCUUUGUCAAGCUUCCUAUUUAAGUAGCACAUGCAGUUUACUCGGUUAUAAUCGGUGGUGCUAGAAAAAAAAAAGAAAAAGAAAAGGAAAAAAAAGAAUCCAUGGCCAUUUAUUGUAUAUCAGCCUGCAAUUCUGUAGUAUACAGUCCCUGUCUCAGUACUGUCCACAUUCCUAAUUGAAAAAAAAAAAAAGAUUUCUAUAGCUUAGGGAAGGAAAAGUGAGGAGAGGGAUUUUGUUGCAAACUAUAAGCUUAUAUUCACAGUUUGUAUUUAAAAAAAAACAUAUAUUCUUGGUCAUUAUUUAUUAUUGUACAUCUGUUUGACAGAAGACAAAAUUCAUUAAAGAGGUGUAUCAAACAUUCGACUGUUUACUCUUUUUGCAUUCUCGAUGUUCUGAUGUGCUUUGAAGCAUUAAGAUUUAUCUGGUGUUUUUUCUGCAAUAAAACCUCUACCUCUGGGAA